AAUGUUUGUGCGAGGGUAGUCGGCUUAACAACAACAGCCUGACGGGUCCUAUUCCUAUGUCAUUGACUAAUAUCACUUCACUGCAAGUGCUGGAUCUAUCAAAUAACCAUCUCUCUGGAGUAGUUCCAGACAAUGGCUCCUUUUCGUUAUUUACCCCCAUCAGUUUUGCUAACAACCUGGGUCUUUGUGGCCCAGUUACUGGGCACCCCUGCCCAGGCUCUCCUCCAUUUUCUCCCCCUCCUCCUUUUGUUCCACCACCUCCAAUUUCUACACCAGGUGGGAAUAGUGCCACUGGGGCAAUUGCUGGAGGAGUUGCUGCAGGUGCUGCUUUGCUAUUUGCAGCCCCUGCAAUUGCGUUUGCAUGGUGGCGUAGAAGGAAACCUCAAGAAUUUUUCUUUGAUGUGCCUGCUGAGGAGGAUCCAGAAGUCCAUCUGGGGCAGCUUAAAAGGUUUUCACUACGAGAAUUACAAGUUGCAACAGAUAGUUUUAGCAACAAAAACAUUCUGGGUAGGGGUGGAUUUGGGAAGGUUUACAAAGGUCGUCUGGCAGAUGGUUCACUGGUUGCUGUAAAAAGACUGAAAGAAGAGCGCACACCUGGUGGUGAGCUGCAGUUUCAAACAGAAGUAGAGAUGAUCAGCAUGGCUGUGCAUCGAAACCUCCUCCGGUUACGAGGUUUCUGUAUGACACCAACUGAGCGGCUUCUUGUUUAUCCUUACAUGGCUAAUGGAAGCGUUGCAUCAUGUUUAAGAGAACGACCACCAUCUCAACUACCCCUUGAUUGGCCCACAAGGAAGCGGAUUGCUUUGGGAUCUGCAAGGGGUCUUUCUUAUCUGCAUGAUCAUUGUGACCCAAAGAUUAUUCAUCGUGAUGUAAAAGCUGCAAACAUUUUAUUGGACGAGGAGUUUGAGGCUGUUGUUGGGGACUUUGGGUUGGCUAAACUUAUGGACUACAAGGAUACCCAUGUGACAACCGCUGUACGGGGCACAAUUGGGCAUAUAGCUCCAGAGUACCUCUCUACCGGGAAGUCAUCUGAGAAGACUGAUGUUUUUGGGUAUGGGAUUAUGCUUCUGGAGCUAAUCACUGGACAGAGGGCUUUUGAUCUUGCUCGGCUUGCAAAUGAUGAUGAUGUCAUGCUGCUUGAUUGGGUGAAAGGACUACUGAAAGAGAAGAAACUAGAAAUGCUAGUUGAUCCUGAUCUCCAGAAUAAUUACGUAGAAGCUGAGGUGGAGCAGCUAAUCCAGGUGGCGCUGCUUUGUACUCAAGGCUCCCCAAUGGACCGGCCGAAGAUGUCGGAAGUUGUGAGAAUGCUUGAAGGUGAUGGCUUGGCAGAGAGAUGGGAUGAGUGGCAGAAGGUGGAAGUUCUCCGCCAGGAAGUGGAACUCGCUCCUCAUCCCAACUCUGAUUGGAUUGUUGACUCCACAGAAAAUCUACAUGCAGUUGAGUUAUCUGGUCCAAGGUGACCCUGCCACAGUAAAAUUAAAGAAAGAAAUUACUACUUUUUUUUUUUUUUUUUUUUAAUAUAAAAUUUUCUUCCCUUUCUUUUUUCUUUUCUUAGUGACCAAAUAUUCUGAUGAUGUCUCCUGUAAGUCCACUCUGCAUUGUAUUCAUUACAUUUGUGCAUAUCAGUCAGCCUUGUCGAGGUGCAGUUUCACGAAGCCCUGAUGUUUUUGCCCAAAUGAAAGCUUGUGGCACUUUUAAUCUCU
This is a messenger RNA of Corylus avellana, 1703 nucleotides long. The record is from RefSeq and is a predicted model, not a curated record. NCBI's taxonomy places the organism in Eukaryota, Viridiplantae, Streptophyta, Magnoliopsida, Fagales, Betulaceae.